Salvia miltiorrhiza (redroot sage) is the source of this 2377-nucleotide messenger RNA. RefSeq names its product probable leucine-rich repeat receptor-like protein kinase At1g68400. Gene Ontology annotation, biological process: protein phosphorylation. Lineage: Eukaryota; Viridiplantae; Streptophyta; Magnoliopsida; Lamiales; Lamiaceae. The coding region runs from base 135 to 2204 and encodes 689 amino acids. The record is from RefSeq and is a predicted model, not a curated record. The transcript has 3 exons. Gene Ontology annotation, molecular function: protein kinase activity; ATP binding; protein binding.
GUGAGUUCUACUCGAAUAAAAAAACCAAUUCUAAAGUAAAAAAUUCUUACAAAGAAAUCACAUGCUUAAAAGUUAAAACUAGAUAAUAUUUAAAAAUAUAGAAACAGAUCAUUUUAUAAGUGUCUACUUAUAAAAUGGAUUUGCAAAUACCUACAUUUUCAUUAAAGUUUACAAAAUUCAUGUUUCAUUUCUCGCAUCUAUUUUCUGCAAAUCCUUUCACUUUAAUACACACUCUUCUCUUCCGCCACCUCAACUCUCAAACCUUCUUCACAUUCACCUCUCUCUCUCUCUCUCUCUCUCCAGCAAUGCCGUCAGUCUCAAAAUUAAACUCAAACCCCAACCCAACAACACUCGCCCUCUUCCUCCUCCUUCUCCUUCACUGCGCCGCCGCCGCCGACAACCCCGACCUCCGCCCCCUCCUACUCUUCAAAUCCGCCGCCGACCCCCACAGCGCCGCCCUCACCUCCUGGAACGCCUCCACCGAUCCAUGCACCGCCUCCUGGCUGGGCGUGACCUGCCUCCGCAACCGCGUCUCCCGCCUAAUCCUCGAAGACCUCCGCCUCCGCGGCGGCCUCCCGCGCUCCCUCGCCUCCCUCACCCAGCUCCGGGUCCUCAGCCUCAAGCAAAACGGGUUCUCGGGCCAAAUCCCGGACCUCUCCAACCUCACCAGCCUCAAGCUCCUCUUCCUCUCCCACAACCGCUUCUCCGGCGCCUUCCCCUCCUCGCUGGCGUCUCUCUCGGGGCUCUACCGCCUCGACCUCUCCCACAACAGCUUCUCCGGCCGCAUACCCGCCGCCGUGAACGGGUUGACCCGCUUGCUCACGCUGAGGCUGGAGGGAAACGGGUUCUCGGGUCCUAUCCCGGGUUUGAUACUACAGAAUCUGCAUGAUUUCAACGUGUCGCGAAACGGGUUGACGGGUCGGAUACCCGACUCACUUUCGACUUUCCAAGCGACGUCGUUCUUAAACAACCGGGCCUUGUGCGGGCCGCCGUUGGAGAAAUGCGCGAAAGCAACCGUUCCGUCGUCUCCGACCACGGAAACAAAGCCCGACAUUAACUCGGAAAAUAAUCGCCGAGGAAAAUUCAGCUCGCCGGCGAUAAUCGGCAUAAUAGUCGGCGAUGCUUUAGUUUUAGGGCUGGUUUCGAUGCUUCUGUACUGCUAUUUCUGGAGGAGUUACUCUAACGAGCUGGAGUCAUCGCCAUCGGGAAAGAGCAGCGGAUCAGGGGAGAAGACGAUCUACUCGUCGAGCCCGUACCCGAACCCGAACCCGGGCCAAUCGGGGUGCGAGAGGGGGCGGAUCGUGUUCUUGGAGGGGGUGAGGAGGUUUGAGCUGGAGGAUCUGCUGAGGGCGUCGGCGGAGAUGCUCGGAAAAGGCGGGCUCGGAACGGCGUACAAGGCGGUUUUGGACGACGGGAAUGUGGUGGCGGUGAAGCGGCUGAAGGAUUUGGGGGGCACCGGAAAAAAGGAAUUUGAGCAGCAAAUGGAGGUGGUGGGGAAGCUGAAGCACCCUAAUUUGGUGGACCUCAAAGCUUACUAUUUCGCCAAAGAUGAGAAAUUGUUGGUCUAUGAUUACAUGCCUAAUGGCAACUUGUUCUGGCUGCUCCACGGGAACAGAGGACCGGGAAGAAGACCAUUAGAUUGGGCAACGAGAUUGAAGAUAGCAGCAGGUGCAGCGAGAGGGAUCGCCUUCAUCCACAGCUCCUGCAAAUCCCUCAGCCUCAUCCACGGCAACAUCAAGUCCACAAACAUCCUCAUCGACGGCGACGGCGCCGCCAGGGUGUCCGACUCCGGCCUCUCCGCUCUGUCGCCGCUCCCCAAGCCGAGCGGCUACCGCGCCCCCGAGGCGUCGGACGGCCGGAGGAUGACGCAGAAGUGCGACGUGUACGCCUUCGGCGUGCUCCUGCUGGAGCUGCUGACCGGGAAAUGCCCCGCCGCGGCGGACCUGCCGCGGUGGGUGCAGUCGGUGGUGAGGGAGGAGUGGACGGCGGAGGUGUUCGAUCUGGAGCUGAUGAGGGAUAAGGGCAUCGAGGAGGAGAUGAUGGUGAGGUUGCUGCAGAUUGGGAUGGCUUGUGCUCAGGCUUCGCCGGAGCAUAGGCCGAAGAUGGGAUUCGUCGUCAAGGUCAUUGAUGAGUUGCGGCGGGGGACGGCGGAGUCGGUUGUUUCUGUUUCCGACUCGCCGGCGGACUCCGAGGAAGCGCUAUGACCUUUUUGUUUUUUAUUGGAAGAAAGGUUUUACAAGCAUGGUGUUAAUGGAGUGUCAUUUUUAGGGUUGAUGGUAUUUUUAAUUUUGAUUUGUGAGAGCUAUUUUACUUAAAUGGCUGAGGAGCGGUUGGAUUGAGAUCACUUUGAUUUUUUAUUAUCGUUUUUUUUUCACUA